AUGACUGACUUUGUCAAAACCGAGGACAUGGCCGAAGCGCUCCCCACCACUGACGGUCCUCCCAAGGAUCAAGAAGCCUACGAUCGUGCUCGCGAAAAGGGCUGGUCUGCCCCGGAGCCAAGCAACUAUCCCGCUGAGAAUGGCACUGAAGCUCAGUCAAACGAGGUCCCAUUUGUCGAGGAGGCAUGGAUGCACUCUGCCCAGAAGUACGAGUGGAGCGAGGAAUUCGGCGAUGUCGGUCCCAAGAUCACAGAGCUUGAAGCACAAUUGUUCAACCCAGACCUGAAGCCGGUGAAGGGCAACUUGUUCGAGAAGCAAGUGUCGUCACUCAACUUGACCUCCAUCAAGGUCAUCGCCGAGGCCGUCGAGCGCCCUGCUCCUAUCCGCGACUUCGACAACGCUGGCUUGCAUCCCGUGAUUGUUGAGAACAUCAAGCUCUCCGGUUACGACACUCCAACUCCGAUUCAAGCGUACACCAUCCCAGCCAUCGGCAAGGGUUACGACGUCAUCGGCACCGCGCAGACUGGUUCUGGCAAGACCGCCGCCUACCUCAUCCCCGCUCUUUCAAAGCUGAUGGGUAAGGUGAAGAAGCUGGCCGCGCCUCGUCCAAACCUCGCCAACGGCUUCAACCCUGACACCGACAUGGUUCGUGCUGAGCCGCUGAUCCUUGUGGUGGCUCCCACUCGUGAGCUUUGCUGCCAGAUCUUCGAUGAGUCCCGUCGUCUGUGUUACCGCUCCAUGCUGCGACCUUGUGUUGCUUACGGUGGCGGUCCAAAGCGUGAGCAGAUGGAUGAGCUGCGCAAGGGCUGUGACAUCCUGGUUGCUACCCCGGGUCGGUUGAUUGACUUCAUGAGCAAUCACCCCAACCUGCUGUCGCUCAACCGCCUGCGAUUCACCAUCAUCGAUGAAGCUGACGAGAUGCUUCACGACGACUGGGAGAAAGAAAUGUCGAAGAUCAUGGCUGGUGGUGACACCAAUGAGGACGGCAACCACCGUUACAUGCUGUUCUCUGCCACCUUCAACAAGAGAAUGCGCAAGCUGGCGAAGAAGUACCUCUCCGGCGACCACAUCCGUAUCCGCAUUGGCCGUGCAGGUUCCACCCACAUCAACGUCCAGCAGAACGUCAUCUGGGUGGAGAACAACGAAAAGCAGAAGGCCUUGUAUGAUCUCCUCAUCUCGAUGCCGCCCUCUCGUACCCUGGUCUUCGUUCGCUCGAAGAAGACUGCCGACUUCGUGGACGACUACCUCUUCAACCUCGGUCUCCCCUCAACGUCUAUCCACUCUGAUCGCACUCAGCGCGAGCGUGAGGACGCCAUCCGUGCCUUCAAGUCUGGAAGAGCUCCAAUCAUGGUCACCACCGGUGUCUCUGCUCGAGGUCUCGACAUCCGCAACGUCAUGCAUGUCAUCAAUUUCGAUCUUCCGUCCAUCGACUAUGAUGCGAAGAUGAGCCGUACUGCUCGCAUUGGUAAUGUUGGUCUGGCUACUUCCUUCUACAACGACAAGGAUGAGGGAAUGGCCGACUACCUUGUCAAGAUCUUACUCGAGACCGGUCAGCCGAUCCCAGACUUCUUCGCCGAACGCGUCCCAGAAGACAAGAAGGUGGAUUUCGAGGACGAUUCAGGUGCUGAGGAUGAUGAUGAGGGUGCACAGGAUGGUGGUGGUGACUCGUGGUAG
Molecule: messenger RNA, 1674 nt
Organism: Cyphellophora attinorum
Lineage: Eukaryota; Fungi; Ascomycota; Eurotiomycetes; Chaetothyriales; Cyphellophoraceae
Product: ATP-dependent RNA helicase ded1
Exons: 7
Coding region: 1-1674 (557 amino acids)
Cellular component (GO): nucleus
Molecular function (GO): RNA helicase activity; ATP binding; RNA binding
Source: RefSeq, a predicted model, not a curated record